AUGAGGGAUCUCUAUGAGGAGAUGCAGGAAGAAUGGCGCAAGGAAGCGCGAACGAUUUCUUCCGAUCUAGGUGAUCACAAAGCUUUAGAGAGCGACGAUAAGUUAGAUACGGCUAGCGCACUAGACGAGGCACUCGCUGCGGGCGAAAGAGAUGAUCUUGAAGCGACAGUACUAAUAUUGCUGCCUUCAGAGAGCGGGAAAGUCCGGGUUGAAAUGACAAGAGUGUCCAGUUGUGCCGAUGAUACCGGUAACAGCCAAGUAAUGCUCGGCAUAUUCUUUGAAAACAUCUUCAUCGGUCUUGCCAACACUCUUGCCUCCGCUCCAUUUUUCGCUGCCGCUGGCUGGUCGUCCAGCCGGCCUUGCCCAACUGUUAAUCCAGUUCGAAAAGACUCUUUCCGCUCUUUCCGGAUCCUAAUGACAGGAAAGCCCAUUUUCGAUCCUCAAUCCAUCACCCGCGGCAGAAUAAUGGAGCUUCUCGACUUGAGUCAAGGAUUGAAGGGAAUUCCUGAGGGCAAGCAAGCACCUAACAUCGCCAAGUAG
Messenger RNA from Aspergillus affinis, 540 nucleotides. RefSeq lists its product as uncharacterized. The coding region runs from base 1 to 540 and encodes 179 amino acids. Lineage: Eukaryota; Fungi; Ascomycota; Eurotiomycetes; Eurotiales; Aspergillaceae. The transcript has 2 exons. The record is from RefSeq and is a predicted model, not a curated record.